UACAAAUAAGAUGAAAGUGGCAUCACUCUGUCACGUCCUUAAGUAGGAGUGACCUUGACAGCGCCCCCCAAGCCCCCCGCCCUGCCACUUUCUCCUGCUUAACAUCGAACGGUCCCCAUCCGACCACAAACGAAUAGCAGGUGAUCGUUUGUCAUGAGCGUAAAUUGUGUGCGUCACGGAGCGGCUCUGUCCCACCCUGCGGGAUGCUGCGUACCGCCCCCCACCCCCCAGCUUCUUCCCCCAUCCUCCCUCCUUUCAGUCAUCCACCCGCCUCACUCAGAAAGGCACACAGUGGAUGCGCGACCCACGCGACUCUUUUUCGGCAGUUUAAUACAGAUGCGUGGAUAUUUCUGACAUCGGCAAAAGACGACCGGACUUCGGCCAAAACAAAGAAGAAACACAUCUGUCAAUUUUCAGCAUCUCCCUCAUAGCGCCAUCUUCUUUCCAAAAGCUUUUUAAAGACUCACUUCUCGGACCAGUCUCCGGCGACCCCCACCCCCACCCCGAGUCCCCCUCCCAACCUUCGGCCUCCCUGAUGCCUAAAAACAGUAAGGUGACGCAGCGCGAGCAAAGCCAUGAGCACGUCACAGAGUCGGUGGCUGACUUGCUCGCCCACGAGGAGCCGCUGGACUACAAGAACAGCUCGCUGAACGUCGGCGGCGCGGCCGGAAAGAAAGUGCCCCAGAUAGAGGUGCCGGAAAAUGACGGACGCCCUGCCUGGAACAGCAAGCUGCAGUACAUCCUGGCGCAGGUGGGCUUCUCUGUAGGCCUGGGGAACGUGUGGCGCUUCCCCUACCUGUGCCAAAAGAAUGGAGGAGGCGCUUAUCUCGUCCCAUACUUCAUUCUCCUGCUUGUCAUCGGCAUCCCGCUCUUCUUCCUGGAGCUGGCGGUGGGCCAGAAGAUCCGACGUGGGAGUAUUGGGGUGUGGAAUUACGUGUGCCCACGUCUUGGCGGGAUCGGAAUGUCGAGUUUGAUGGUGUGCGGCUUUGUGGGGCUCUACUAUAAUGUGAUCAUCGGCUGGAGCAUCUUCUACUUCUUCCAGUCCUUCCAGUAUCCUCUGCCAUGGAGCGACUGUCCCAUCAGGAAGAAUGGGACGUUUGCCAUCGUGGAGCCGGAGUGCGAGAAGAGCUCAGCCACCACUUACUUCUGGUACCGCCAGACCCUGAACACGACCAGCACCAUCGCAGAGAGCGGCGGCCUCAAUGUGAAAAUGACUUUAUCUCUGCUGGCCGCCUGGAUCAUCGUCUGCCUCGCCGUCAUCAAAGGGAUCGCCUCUUCUGGGAAGGUGAUGUACUUCAGCUCACUUUUCCCCUACGUGGUGCUCUUUUGCUUCCUGGUCAGAGGGUUGAUGCUGAAGGGAUCCGUGGAUGGCAUCGCUCACAUGUUCACUCCAAAGCUGGAGAAGAUGCUGGAGCCCCAGGUGUGGAGAGAGGCGGCCACCCAAGUGUUCUUUGCUUUGGGUCUGGGCUUUGGAGGUGUCAUUGCCUUCUCCAGUUACAACAAGAUAGACAACAACUGCCACUUUGACGCCGUGCUCGUCUCCUUCAUCAACUUCCUCACGUCCAUCCUGGCUACGCUGGUGGUGUUUGCCGUCCUGGGUUUCAAGGCCAACAUCAUGAACGAGAAGUGUGUCGUAGACAAUGCUGAGAAGAUUGUCGGAUACCUCAACUCAAAUGUGCUGAGUCAUGAUCUGAUCCCCCCGCACGUCAACUUUUCUCACCUCACCACCUCUGACUACGCCGAGAUGUAUCAGGUCAUCAAGACUGUGAAAGAGGGCAGUUUCUCCCACCUGGGUCUGGAUCCUUGCAUCCUGGAAGACGAGCUCAACAAAGCUGUUCAGGGCACCGGUUUGGCUUUCAUCGCUUUCACGGAGGCCAUGACACAUUUCCCUGCUUCGCCAUUCUGGUCGGUCAUGUUCUUCUUCAUGCUCAUCAACCUCGGACUGGGUAGCAUGAUCGGCACUAUGACGGGCAUCACCACGCCUGUCCUUGAUACCUACAAGGUCCAAAAGGAGCUUUUUACAGUGUGUUGCUGCAUUGUGGCCUUCCUGUGCGGUCUGCUGUUUGUUCAGCGCUCAGGGAAUUACUUUGUCACCAUGUUCGACGACUAUUCUGCCGGCCUGCCUCUGACUGUGGUGGUCAUCCUGGAAAAUAUGUCGGUGGCUUGGAUUUAUGGCACUAAAAGAUUCAUGCAGGAUUUGGAAGACAUGUUGGGUUUCCGGCCGAACAUCAUAUACUUCUACUUGUGGAAAUACGUCUCCCCGAUCUGCCUAAUUGUGCUCAUCUCGGCCUCUGUCAUAGAGAUGGCUUUCAGCCCACCUGGAUACAACGCGUGGGUUGAAGAACUGGCUCAGGAGCGCUUCCAGAGCUACCCCCCGUGGGCAUUAGUCAUGUGCUUUGCUCUCAUCGUGGUAGCCAUGCUUCCCCUCCCCAUCGUCUUCAUCGCCCGUCACUUCAACCUGAUGUCGGACGGGUCCAACAAGCUGUCCGUCUCCUACCGGAAGAGCAUGAUGAAAGACAUCUCCAACCUGGAGGAGCAGGACGAAUCCAGGUUCAUCCUUGGCGCCAAACCCGGCGAAGCGCCUGCAUCACUGGCGGCACGCAAAGCCUAUCUGGCUCCCGGUGGAAACAAACCCCUGGACCCCAACUCCUUGUCUCCUAAAAGCUGCUAUGGUACGGGCUACCAAAAUGCCGCCAUCAGCCCUACCACACCGACCACUCCUACUACACCCGAGUCUGACUUUUGACUGUAUCGCCCAUUAGUCCGGUUUACCAUCAGGGGCGCAAGAAUCCCCACCACUGCCCUCCCAAAAGCACAUUUUCAUAGCUGCAAAAUCACUGAAUUCAUGCACUUAUGAUGUUAUUUCCUUUGCCUUAGUACAAGGAACCUUGGACUUUACUGAGGCACCACUUACUAGUACAGAGGCAAAGAGCCCCCAGGCAAAGGCUGUCUUGAAUUUGUGCUGCAACACAGACACAUUGAUCAAUGCAGUGAUGUCAGUGAGCGUGUAUGUGGUCGCACCUCUGAAUCUACAAAAAUUGUAUAUAUUUGUAAAGCUCUCAUCGUGUAUCCUAAACUACUCCGUGCUUACUAACUGUACUUCCUCAAAUAGUGGCCGACCAGUGUUUGUAGCCAAAGCACAUUUUCCUUUAGAAAAAUCUCAAGUAAGACCACCCCCCAAAAAAAAA
Molecule: messenger RNA, 3188 nt
Organism: Hippocampus comes (tiger tail seahorse)
Lineage: Eukaryota; Metazoa; Chordata; Actinopteri; Syngnathiformes; Syngnathidae
Product: sodium-dependent neutral amino acid transporter SLC6A17-like
Exons: 12
Coding region: 536-2746 (736 amino acids)
Biological process (GO): glycine transport; alanine transport; L-leucine transport
Cellular component (GO): synaptic vesicle; plasma membrane
Source: RefSeq, a predicted model, not a curated record